Centropristis striata (black sea bass) is the source of this 1312-nucleotide messenger RNA. RefSeq names its product transcription factor Adf-1-like. The coding region runs from base 368 to 1312 and encodes 314 amino acids. Gene Ontology annotation, cellular component: nucleus; transcription regulator complex. Gene Ontology annotation, molecular function: DNA binding. Gene Ontology annotation, biological process: regulation of transcription by RNA polymerase II. The record is from RefSeq and is a predicted model, not a curated record. The transcript is spliced from 3 exons. NCBI's taxonomy places the organism in Eukaryota, Metazoa, Chordata, Actinopteri, Perciformes, Serranidae.
CUGCAGAUCCGUCGUCGGAGCCGUUGCGCACCCAUUAUAAUCAAUGUGUGAGAUUCCACCGACUGCAGAUCCACUGCGUAAUGAGUCCGACAACGCAGGGCCAUCCGACAGCCCUCGCAACACUUGCGCAGAGCUUCUAUUUUUGUCGGACGACGGAGCACUACGCAUAAAUUCAGCACAGAGCAGAUCGUUCGGGACAGGAAGUCGUGCACAGACACAAAAUAAAACAUCCGGUAUAUUUUCAAAAUAAAAUACCUCGGCUUCACGGCGGAUCGUAUUUCACAACUUGAAGACGUCAUGAUGGGCGGGGACAGACCUGAAGUCAACAGGUUAGAGGUUUUCAUUGUCUUUUCACCCCACUGACACCAUGGAUGAGGAGAUGUUUAUUCUGGAAAUCCAAAAUCAUCCUAUUAUAUAUGACCCGUCACAUCCUUUAUAUAAGGACAACUAUAGAAAGGAAGUGGCUUGGAAAACAGUUGCAGAAGUAAUGGGGGUGGAUGUUGAUCUCUGCAAGGCAAAAUGGCGUUCACUGAGGGACUGCUUUGUCAGGAGCCGAAAGAAGGUGUUUGCCAGCGGCUCAGCAGGGGGAUCACAAAAGCCAUGGAAAUACAUAGACAUCAUGUCUUUUCUUUUGCCCCACCUACAGCCGAGAAGUUCGAAAAGCAACCUAGCAGAGGAGGAGAGGUCAUCCACACCAUCCACACCAGUAUCUGCAUGUGGAUCUGAUGAACAGGCUCCUUCCACUGCAUCAGUGCCACCAGUGUCCGUUUCUCUUACGGCAAGUGGAGUGAGUGGAGCACAGACGGUUUCCACAGCACAGUCUGUGCCGGGGCCUACUACAUCUCGGCCCCACAGGUCCCGGAGCCCAAGGGAGAGGGGGGGUCGCACCAACCCAAGGAGGAGCCACAGACCAGCACAGAGCUCGGAUGUGGAAGACCGGCUCCUGUCUAUUUUAGAAGAGCCAAUCUCAAAACCAGAGAGUGAAAUUGAUGAGUGCUAUUACUUUUCACUGAGCCUCAUCCCACAACUCCACAGACUGGACCAAAACAAAAGGAGGCAGGCCAAAAUAGGAAUUUUAAACCUGCUGCACAACAUUGAAAACAGCCCUUCAUCAACACAGCAAUCACCACACCCAAGCUAUACUCAAAGUCAACCCCCUAUUACAUCCCACACACACUUUGUACCUCUGCAGAGGUCAGAUACAUUUGCACAUCCCCCGCCAUUUAGGCCAAUAGGGCCCUUCACACAAAUGCUGGCCUCAGAGGAUUACCUGCAUUUGGGGGAGGGCAGCAGCGGAUACUCAGAUCUGUAA